AUGCUGCCGAACUUAGAUUUGGAAACACCAUGGAUUGCACCUGGUCCAAAAUGGAACGAAGCUUUUAUCGCGUGGGAUAUUUUCUGGGAUGUGCAUGUCUACUUUUUUGGUGGAGUUUUUGCAGUGACUUCGUUGUACUCAUUGCAUCGUAUUUUGCAAGUUCUCUACGGAAAGAAACCAAGAAAGCACAAACUUGAACUUAUGGUCCUUCUGUUUUCGCUAGUAUUUUCUUUGACAAGGUGUGUCAUCCUGUUUGUGGAUCCAUAUCAUCAAGGGACGAAAUUCAGUGGAGCUCAACCAACACGCGUUUUAUGGGGUUUAGGGMCACCAUGUCUAGUUGCAACAAACCUUUCCCUUUUGCUUCUUCUUUUGAAAGACUGCGAGUUCACAUACUGCGGCGCGUGCGAGUAUAAAUGUCAGUUUGCAUUAACUGAGACUGUUAUAGUCUUACAACUAACGCUGUUCAUCGUAAAAGACUCGCUGUCCUAUAUACCGAUCCUGGCAGAAAAAGCUUGUCAAGUGUGGUUUGUUCUUGUACAAUUGUACGUAUCUCUAGCGUUUCUUACGCUUGCCAUUGUAGUGAAAAGAAAGCUUCGAGAAAUUGASGGACUGACCACYGGUUCUUGGAUCGUUUUACUGUUAGUUUUAUUGAGUUUUACAAUCUUGAUUAAUUGUGGAGCAACUGUCUUUAAUGUUCAUUUAAUGGGAUUAUUCAGUGCUCCUCCUUUGUUUAUCGAUUCCUGGAAAUGGUGGACUUUGGAAACUUCUCUUCGUUCAUCUGAAAUGCUGUGGUGUGAGUUUGUUAUGGCGGCGAGCGGUAAAAAACAACGAAAAUAUCUUUCUUUAGAAGCACCCGAUUACGAAACGUUCAACUACCUUAACGCCCUCGCAAACUACAGAAACUCAUCGUCGUCAACAGACGUUAAGAGCGAUGAAGGCCCUCGCGAGAAUAUUUAUGAGAAGCGAGAAGAUAUAUACGAAAAAUUGACUCCGCGCGAGGACAYUUACGGACAUCGCACUCCUCGCGAGGAUAUCUACCAGAAUGUAAAACCAAACAAAGACAUCUAUGGAAACAGAAGUCCUCGUGAAGGUAUAUACGGAGAAAGAAUCCCGCGAGARGACAUUUACGGACAGCUUAGCCCUCGCGAGSAUAUCUACGGGCAACAUAGCCCUCGCGAGAACAUCUACGGACAGCACAGCCCGCGCGAGGUAAUCUACGAUCAUGUCAAACGUGAUGACGAGGUCUACGGACAUCGCGUACCCCGUCUAUCAGACAGUUUUUACAGCGAUGAUGAAGAGGAGGACAUGAGAGAUGAUUACGAUUCACCUAGAGACAAACUUGCCGACCAAGAUUACUAUGACGACAGUUACUAUGACACACGGGGUAACUAUGACGACACACAAUAUUAUGAUGACCGGUAUUACGAUGAUGAUGACUACGAUGACCACUAUUAUGAUGACGAUUAUACCGAUUAUGAUUAUUGAUAAUCUAGUGUUUUAYGACAAUUCCAGCCUCCCGAGUCCAUAUGUUCCUCUAAGAUGUAUUAAUUAGUUAUCUUUACAUUUGACAUUCCUUGUCUUGACGUACAUGGGAAUAGUUCGUGAUGAGACACAAUGGUCAYGUGGCAUUUGAUGGUGGCAAAGUGYGUAUAAUAAUUUUAUAACAAUUCAUUUCUAUUGUAACUAUUUUUCCAAUUAAUAAAAUUUACUUAAAAACU
Messenger RNA from Exaiptasia diaphana, 1718 nucleotides. RefSeq lists its product as uncharacterized. NCBI's taxonomy places the organism in Eukaryota, Metazoa, Cnidaria, Anthozoa, Actiniaria, Aiptasiidae. The record is from RefSeq and is a predicted model, not a curated record. The transcript has a single exon. Bases 1 to 1485 code for a protein of 494 amino acids.